AUGACGUCUAAACAACAGGCUAAGGUAUUUUUGUUCGCUUCCAACACCCUGAGUGCCACUGUAGACGCAGAUUCUACGGCGUACCCUACGAGACAGAAGUUGGUGAUUGUUGGGGAUGGCGCCUGUGGUAAAUCCUGCCUGCUCAACGUGUUUACACAGGACGACUUUACCCUCAGCUAUAUUCCCACCGUCUUUGAGAACUACGUAACCGACAUAGAAGUGGAUGGAAAACAGAUCGAGUUGACACUUUGGGAUACUGCCGGCCAGGAAGAUUACGACCGUUUACGGCCCUUAUCUUAUCCCGAUACUGACGUCAUACUAAUGUGUUACUCUACAGACAGUCCUGACAGCCUGGCCAACAUCGCCGAAAAAUGGGCCCCGGAGAUCAACCACUUUUGUCCCAAUGUUCCUGUAGUUCUAGUGGCAAAUAAAAAGGACUUGAAAAAAGAUGAAGAGAUCAUUACUAAACUGGCAAAGCUGAACGAAAAGCCGGUGGACUACAUGGCUGGGGAAGACACUGCGGCAAAAAUUGGUGCUUUUUCUUUCCUUGAGUGUUCGGCGAAAACGCGAGAGGGCGUUAGAGACGUAUUUGAGCCUGCCACGAGAGCGACACUGUUGAAAAGGAAACGCCGUAAGAUCCAUCGCAGAUGUUAA
Molecule: messenger RNA, 654 nt
Organism: Lingula anatina
Lineage: Eukaryota; Metazoa; Brachiopoda; Lingulata; Lingulida; Lingulidae
Product: ras-like GTP-binding protein Rho1
Biological process (GO): small GTPase-mediated signal transduction
Molecular function (GO): GTP binding; GTPase activity
Source: RefSeq, a predicted model, not a curated record